Messenger RNA from Helicoverpa armigera (cotton bollworm), 1420 nucleotides. Its product is annotated as pyroglutamyl-peptidase 1. The transcript is spliced from 3 exons. Lineage: Eukaryota; Metazoa; Arthropoda; Insecta; Lepidoptera; Noctuidae. Bases 135 to 833 code for a protein of 232 amino acids. The record is from RefSeq and is a predicted model, not a curated record. Gene Ontology annotation, cellular component: cytosol. Gene Ontology annotation, molecular function: pyroglutamyl-peptidase activity. Gene Ontology annotation, biological process: proteolysis.
UGUCAAAACUGUCUAUCAGUGCGUGACAAGCUGCAGUCAAAACUUGUACUCGUUUAUUUACAAGAAAUACUCAUUUAUCUAAACAAUAAUAAUAUUUAUUUGAUUAACUAAAUAACUGAAUUAAACUCAGCACUAUGAACAACGACCUGGAUUUUUUGUUCAAACCGAUAGUCCUGGUGACUGGCUUCGGUCCUUAUUUGAACCACCCGGUGAAUGCGAGCUGGGAGGCGGUGAAGAUCAUGAACAAGGAUGAGAUAGAGAAGAGGCACAAUGUGGAGCUGGUGCUGAUAGAGUUACCGGUCACCUACGACAACGUGGACGAGUUCGUGCCCGCGCUGUGGCAGACACACACUCCUAAGUUGGUGAUUCAUGUGGGAGUAUCGAGCAUAGGGAAGUGCUUACAACUGGAAUCCCAAGCACACAGGAAGGGCUACCAGAAGAAGGAUUACUUUGACAAAAUCCCAGAGAACAGCACCUGCUUGGCUGAGGGAGCAAUAAGGUUGCAUACCAAGUUGAAUGUGGAACAAAUCUGCAAGGAGUUCAAUGGUGACAACGCUCCUGAUGAAAGAUAUAGAGCUGAAGUGUCCUAUGAUGCUGGCAGGUAUCUCUGUGAGUACAUUUACUACACAUCUCUAAGCAUUGACAACACUCGUACCCUAUUCGUCCACGUGCCCGUCAUGGACAUCUACUCCUCAGAGGAGACAGCCAGUGGCCUGGAGCGCAUCCUGGAUCUCUGCAUGGAACAGAUCAAUGAGAGGGGAGAUACAAGUGAAGAGCUUGCCGACAAGCUCAAGAAUGCCAAGGUAGAAUGUGGUGAUAGUAAUAAAUUAUAAUAUUUACUUUGCAUUAUGUAGUAUUUAAUUGUAGUGUAUUAUAGUGUGUAUGAGUAUUAUGUGUAUUGUAUGACAGUUCAGUAAUCAAUUUUCCCACUAAAGGGACAAUCUUGAACAUACUCAUAGUGUAAGAACAAAGUUUUAAUAUUGCAACUACCUACAUACUGUUAGUAGGUCUAUAUUGAUAUUUGUAUUUUCUUUUAUGGAUAUCUUACUAUUUAUACAAUCUUGAAAAAUGACUGAUUGUAAUUAUGAUGCAUUAUUCUCUAGCAGUUGUCAUUUGUCAGUCAUUUUGCUUAUUACAUAUUAUGUAGAUAGAAUUGUAAAAGAAUAUUAUUUAAUUAGUUAAUUGUUCACUUUAUUUAUGUAAGUAUGAUUCAGAUUGUAGCCAUGUAAAAACAAGAAUAUUGUAGUAUUGGUAGUACUUAAUAAUCAAUAACUGCAACUUUUACAAUGUACCUAGGUACAUGUAAGUACGUUACAUAAAACUACGUAACUUAACCAAUUAAUUCCAUACCAGUAAGACUAAUAUUUUAUUGUACACUAUUGAGAAGUUGUUGAAUAAGUAAAUUGUAUGAAGUUAUAAA